This is a messenger RNA of Coregonus sp. 'balchen', 1486 nucleotides long. NCBI's taxonomy places the organism in Eukaryota, Metazoa, Chordata, Actinopteri, Salmoniformes, Salmonidae. The record is from the annotation of a GenBank genome assembly.
AUGUCGUUGAGCCCAAAGCAUACAACGCCUUUCUCAGUGACUGAUAUUUUGAGUCCUAUCGAGGAGACCUACAAGAAGUUUAGUGGAAUGGACGGCUCAGGGAACCUAACCUCUCCACUGGGAGCUUACCGACAGCCUCAGGUGUCCCAGACUGGCAUGCAACAGCACUCCAUGGGCCACAACGCCAGCGUGGCGACCACCUACCACAUGCCACACACUGUCUCCCAGUUCUCGCACAGCGCCAUGGGUGGGUACUGCAAUGGGAGCAUUGGCAACAUGGGAGACCUUCCGUCGUACCAGGAAACCAUGAGAAAUAACGCAGCAGCCACAGGGUGGUAUGGCGCGAACACGGAUCCAAGAUAUUCAACAAGUAAGUCGUUUUUUAGAUUUAGAUUUUUAUUGUUUGGUGACUUGUUUUAUUUCACUGUCACCAAACUUUUAACGAAACGCGGACAGAUGAACCAAUAACACACUACUCACCAUCACUGAGUAGCCUAGACUAGUCUGACAUUACACCAUUUUCGAAUAUCGAAAAAAGUCUGUUUUCAUUUUAUUUCACAAAAUAUUUAUAUAUUAUUAUUAUUGGAAUUAAAUAAACUUGCUCAUUAAAGCUGCCUAGUGACCUCAGAUACGUGGAUGAACGUUUAAUUCUGAGGUGAGACUGUGAGAGCUUGUUGAGUAACCUAUAUUUGGCCAAUUACGCACGGCAUACAGACCAUUGCAAACUACUUCAGGCCAACAAACCGACACAUUUGCAUUGCUGAAUAUUGAAUGUGCGUAUAUGUAUGUAUAUUUUUAAGUUUCUAGAUUCAUGGGACCUUCCACAGGUAUGAACAUGACUGGAAUGGGGAACCUAACAGGCAUGGGGGACGCCUCCAAGUCCAUGCCACCCCUGCACGCAGCGCCCAGGAGGAAACGACGGGUACUCUUCUCCCAGGCUCAGGUGUACGAGCUAGAGAGGAGAUUCAAACAACAGAAAUACCUCUCAGCGCCAGAGCGGGAACACCUGGCCAGUAUGAUCCACCUGACGCCGACCCAGGUCAAGAUCUGGUUCCAGAACCACAGGUACAAGAUGAAGCGGCAGGCCAAGGACAAAGCGGCGCAGCUGCUGCAGCAGGACAGCAACCUGUGUCAACAACAACAGUCUCCGAGGCGCGUGGCCGUGCCUGUUCUGGUGAAGGACGGUAAACCAUGUCAGAACGGCUCCAACACACCAACGCCGAACCAGCAGCAGGUACAGCAGCAACAACAACAGCAGCAGCAACAGAACGGCUCUGGGGUUGUGCUCCCCGCUUCCAGUAAUGCCAUCAAUCAACACCAAAACCAUCAGGUCAACUCCUUAGUUCAGGCCCAAGACCUGGAGGAGAUGUCACCUAGCCCUCCUUCACUCCACAGUCAGAUCAACAUGGCGCAAAUAGACACUUCUGUUAUAGACUACACUAAUAACAUGGUCAGCUCCAACCUACUCUACGGCAGAACUUGGUAG